GACGAGCUCAGUCGAUAGUGGCUGCCUUAAUGACAUGCGAUUGCGGUGACAAGCGGCAGUGGCGAACUGCCUCGUUGAACAACAACUCCACAGUUGUCGAGACGCACGCAGGGCCAAGCCCAACUGAAACCGUGAAAUUCGACUGCCAGCGGCGACAAAUUCCCGGACUGGACAAGUCACAGCUGUCCCACUUUCCUUGAUCUCUACCCUCACGACCAGCCUCAUUGUCAACCCGUUUCCUCGACAUGCCGCCCUACGGACACGACCCAUACCAGCCCUAUAGCCCACAUUGCGGCCAGGAUGCCAGAGGCGCCUCAAGGACGCCGAGCCCGUCUCCGAGCGAGAUUGCGGCACUCAACCAGACUGCCAUGUUUGAUAUCAGACGCAUCUUGAACAAGGAGAAAAUAUUCUCGAAACAAUACUUCAUUUACUAUGUAGUCGCAAUCGUCGUUAUCGUCGUCGCUCUUCUCAUAUAUAUCUACGACAAGCAAAUUGUGCAUGCGAUACAACCCGCAGCCAACUGGAUGCAUAACUUGUCCUUUGGCUGGUUGAUCCCUAUCGCUAUAUUUUUUGUCAUAUCCUUCCCUCCGCUGUUUGGACACGAGAUACUGGCCAUCGUGGUUGGACUCGUUUGGGGAGUCUGGGUUGGAUUUGCAAUUACUGCAGCAGGAACUUUACUCGGCGAAAUCGGUAACUUCUACACCUUCAAAUAUUUCUUGAAAUCAUACGCCGACAAAAAGGAAAAGACCAACAUCCAAUAUGCAUGCCUUUCGAAGCUAGUUCGAGAAGGCGGAUUCAAGAUAGCUCUCAUUGUAAGAUACAGUGCUGUGCCGGGUCAUUUUACGACCGCCAUCUUCGCUGUGUGUGGCAUGAACAUACUCGUCUUCAUUGCAGCUGCUAUUCUCUCCAUGCCGAAGCAAUUCAUAACGGUUUAUAUUGGAACCCUUCUGGAGGACGACGCAAACGGUUCAACCACUACCCGUGACAAGAUACUCAGUUAUGUCGUGGCCGCUAUCACCACCGUAGUAACUGUGGCAGCGAUGUGGUAUAUUCAGAAGGAAGUGAACAGAGUCAAACCUGACGUUAUCUACGAACGUCGAAAGGCCCGCCAAGUCAACUCGGGCGGAAGCGACGGUAUCUAUCAAAACGUCGAUGCUACCGGGACGUUUGAUGACGCUAUAUUCAACCCUGCCCGUUCGGAUCUCUCACUUGCCACAUCGGAUACCCCGUACGACCCCCCUCACCAGAAGUGGGAUAAGCAGGGUCGUGCUGUGGGGUACACGACGACCGAACCCCACGUUUAUGCUCCUCAACCUCGUCGAGUCAACGAAGGCUUAGACUCCAGCCUCACGACGCUGCGUGGUGAAAGUGCAACCCCGACUGGAAGGCACCGCCAACAGAGCUCCGACAGCGUAGGGUGGGAGUUCCAAGCUGGCCCUUCAGAACCACAGAGCUAUCCGCUGCAGACCCUCCCGGAUCCCGAACCUAUCGGUCCGCUCAAGAAUCCGUUUGAAAGGGAGGAAGCUACUGAGGCUGCGGCCAUCCCGCCUGUUGCCUCUCCUCCACCUCGAGGAAUGUCGUCUGACGCUAACUAUGCUUUCGCCUCACCACAACACAGUUUCGGGCCUGUCAAGGGAGGUUCUUCUAGUGUCAGCUCCCCUCCAUCCUAUCGAGAGUGAUUUUCAGAGAUACAGACACUCAUGUACACAUUCCAUAUUCGCCUCUCGCCACAGUCCUUCCCACCAAGCCGAAUUGUACAUAACAGUAGU
Molecule: messenger RNA, 1769 nt
Organism: Pisolithus orientalis
Lineage: Eukaryota; Fungi; Basidiomycota; Agaricomycetes; Boletales; Pisolithaceae
Product: snare associated Golgi protein-domain-containing protein
Exons: 8
Coding region: 246-1679 (477 amino acids)
Source: RefSeq, a predicted model, not a curated record